AUGGCUGCUACUGCUGCACUAGUCUUUGCAGGGAAGUCGGUUGCAACCCCAGCCAUCUCAUUCAUCGUGAACAAGGCAUUCGGUUAUCUCAGUGAGUGGUACAAGCCUAACGAUCUAGAGGAGCUCAAGAAUAAUCUGUCAGAAAAGCUCACGGACAUCCAAGCGGUGUACGAUGUUGUUGAUCAUCAGGAGAUCAGUGAGCAGAGCAAUGGACUGGCUGAGUGGCUCUGGCGAUUCCGCGAUGCAGUCGAGGAGGCUGAGGAUGCACUUGAUGAGAUGGACUACCACAAGCUUAAAGAAGAGGCAGAAGCCCACAGCCUAGGACAGAUUGUUGGCAAGGCUGCAAGGAUGACUCCUGAGGGAAACAUGGUAGAGAAGCUGAGGGAGGCCAUAGAGAGGUUAGAAAGUGUUGCUAAAGAUUUGGGUGGUUUCCUUCAGCUUUUAUGCCGUGUUGAUAAUCUUGUCCUGCAAGAUCGUGCUGAAAGAAGUGUAUACCAGACUAGCUCCACUUUGGUGCCUAUUGAGAUAUUUGGUCGUGACAGUGAGAAGAACCAGGUGAUAAGGUGGUUGACUGAUAAUGUACAUGAUGAUCCAGAUACUGUUACUCAGGUACCGGUUUUUGCAAUAAUCGGAAUUGGAGGUAUAGGAAAGACAACCCUUGCUCAGAUUGUCUGCGAAGAGUUGAAAGAUUCAGCACACUUUGACUGUAUUUUGUGGGUACAUGUUUCUGAUAAUGUUUUCAGUUCAACAAGGAUAAUGAAGAAGAUCUUGGAGGCAGUUACAAAAGAGAAGCCUAAUGCUGAUACUUUGGAAGCAUUGCAACAGAUUCUCAAGGACAAACUUGGCCUUAAUAAAGUUCUGCUUAUUCUGGAUGAUGUUUGGGAAGAUAGCAAAAUGAUUGAAUGGGAAACAUUAAUGGCUCCUUUGCGGAGUAUCCAGAGAGGAAGCAAGAUUCUGCUGACAACCCGAAUGAGAUCUGUGGCAGAUAUGAAGUAUGCAUUUGAUGGUUUGAAUUCAGAAGAUUAUGCACAUCUCUUGCCAAUUGCUGAAAAAAUAGCAAAAAAGUUUCAUGGCUGUCCUUUGGUAACAAAGAUUGCAGGUGGCCAUCUACAGAACAACAUAAGUGAUCAGCAUUGGGAAGGCUUGCACAGACAAUUAGAACAUUUAGAAGGAAGCACUGAUGUUAUCAUCACAACUGUUCUUCGAUCGAGCUACCAUCACCUACCUGAGCACUUGCAGCUUUGUUUUAGAUACUGUAGUAUAUUUCCAAAAAAUCACAAGUUUAAGAAGGUAGACAUAGUGAAAAUGUGGAUGGGUUCAGGACUGAUCCUACAAACAGAAGGUGGAACUGAAAGGCCAGAAGACAUGGGAGGAAGAUACUUUGUGCAGUUGGCAAGAAAGUCAUUCUUUACUUUUGUGCCAACAGUAAAUCCUUACCAGAAAUACAGCACAGAGUACUAUGUCAUGCAUGAUUUAUUGCAUGAGUUGGCACGUAAUGUCUCUACCGGUGAAUGCCUAAGACUUGAAUCCGGUGGUUUUCUGCAUCAUAAGUGUACAGUUAGACACUUAUGGAUAGCAAACUUCAGCAAGUUAUCAUGUGAGGAGAUCAAGGCCAUUUCCUGCUUUAAGAGUUUGCGUACACUCGUCAUGGAAGAUUCUUAUCAUGUCAGCACUGGUCAUGUAUAUGCACUGGAGGAAGUUAUAGAAAAACUUAAGUGCUUACGGUUAUUGAGCUUAAAAGGGGUAACCAAGUUCUGUUUCCCAAAAGAAGUUGCUAAUAAGCACCUUCGUUAUAUCUCUUUCUCUACGAUUGAGAAAAUACAUGGACUUUCUAAGCUCUAUCAUUUACAAGUACUUAUUGCAGCGAAAAGAAUAGGUACAGCAUCAGAACAAGUGGAGAAUAUGGAAAACCUGUUUCACCUGCGGUAUGUGUCCUAUGGUACUAAUGGAUUUGGUCAGUGUCCUGUUGGCAGAUUAACUUCACUUCAAGAAUUGUAUAACUUCAGUAUUCAGUCAAAGGAAGGUUACCGAAUAAGUUCAUUGAUGAAUUUAACAAGCCUUUGCAAGCUACGACUGUGCAACCUUGAGAAUGUUGAAAGGCAUGAAGAGGUUAUAGAGGCCAAGAUAAAUGAGAAAUCCUAUCUUAGGUCACUGUCACUUAACUGGUCUGAAACUAAUGAUGCUCUGAAGGAAGACAAUCUGGUUCUUGAUAUACUUGAGCCACAUGCUCGUCUUGAAAAUCUUGAAAUUACAGGAUACAGUGGUGUCCGAUUCCCACCUUGGAUAAACCAUCCCCCUCUGGUCAAUAUGGUAUCACUUGAGCUGAGACAGUGCAAAAAUUGGGUGUGCCUUCCAUCUCUUGGAAAUCUACAGCUACUCAAGCAUCUCGAAUUGCAAAACCUUACUGGAUUGAAACAGAUUGGACAAUCAUCUGGUGAUUCCUUGCCUCAAAAUCUGAAAACCCUAGUGGUGGAAGGAUGCCAGGGAUUAAGAAAACUGCCACUUCUACCUCUGACUUUGAUGCAGCUGGAAAUAAAUAAUGUUGGAUUGGACAUCCUCCCGAGAAUAGUUGUCCACCAUGGUAACAUUGGUUCUGAGGCCAUGCCACCCAAGCUAGUAUCAGUCAUCAUCAGCAAUUGUUCAAAUUUGACUACGUUGGCAGAGAGCUUUCUACUGCAGGAGCACUAUAUCUGCACUCUUCAGAUCCUAAAGAUUGUUGACUGUAAAAAGUUAAUCCAUGCUCCUUUAUCAUUUGGGAGCAUGAAUGACCUUACAGAAUUUCGCAUUGGGAGCUGUUAUUCAUUGAGAAUGAUGGAGAGGGUUGAUGGUGGACUACUCCCUUGCACGCUUAAAGAACUCUCUAUGGUGCAGUGUGGUGACCUCCAACUUCCUCUGCUGAAUUCACUGGUUGGUCUGUCUAAUCUUACGUCACUGAGUUUGUGCAACUGCUCCAGGGUGAAGUCUCUUCCAUCAUCAGAGGUGUUCCGGAGUCUCACAGCACUGCGGGAAAUGGUUAUCAUGAACUGCAUUUUCUUGUCAUCCUUGGGUGGGCUUGGAGCUCUUUCAUAUCUCAGUUGGCUAGAAAUUACAGACUGUGAAUGCGUUAACCAGAAUUAUCUCCUGUCAGUUUGUGAUCUGGGCAUCCAUUUAACUAUGUCUGUGGUUCUCUACGAGGAAAGAGAACUAAAAGGUAAAUUCUAA
Triticum aestivum (bread wheat) is the source of this 3201-nucleotide messenger RNA. Its product is annotated as putative disease resistance protein RGA4. NCBI's taxonomy places the organism in Eukaryota, Viridiplantae, Streptophyta, Magnoliopsida, Poales, Poaceae. The record is from RefSeq and is a predicted model, not a curated record. Gene Ontology annotation, biological process: defense response to other organism. Gene Ontology annotation, molecular function: ADP binding. The coding region runs from base 1 to 3201 and encodes 1066 amino acids. The transcript has 6 exons.